GCCCCUUUGCGUGUCCCUGUGUUACUCACGGGGACGCAGGCUGGGAGCUACAGAGCUGUCUCAGAACUAGGGCGCUCUCCUGUGGGCACCUCCAGGCCAUUUUCCUUUCAUUCGAGCCCACAGGUUAGAGACAAACCCUCACUCCGUUGCUUGGGGACAAGGGCUUCACUCCCUGUCCUGAGCUUGCGGCUGAGCUUGAGGGUGCUGGGUCAUCCUGGCCCCCCUCUGGAUGGGAAUUUGCUGCCCUGGUGAUUUCUGUGACAUCCCCGACCCCAAAUGUGGGGCUCUGGAGCGGACUGCGCUUCACCUCGUGGGGAGGGGGUUUCCACCUAGGCCACUCUUAUUUCUCUUCACAUCCCCAGAUCUGUCUUCUGAGACUUUGCCCUUCUCCAGGAAGAGUACUCAGGAGACCAGGAAAAUGGCCACAGGGCUCCUGAGAGCCAAAAAAGAGGCAUUCGUGGCAUUCAGGGAUGUGGCUGUGGACUUCACCCAGGAGGAGUGGAGGUUGUUGAGCCCUGCUCAGAGGACCCUGCACAGGGAGGUGAUGCUGGAGACUUAUAACCAUCUGGUCUCACUGGAAAUUCCGUCUUCUAAACCAAAACUCAUUGCUCAGCUGGAGCGAGGGGAAGAGCCCUGGAGAGAGGAGAGAAAAUGUCCACUGGACCUCUGUCCAGAUGGAGUCUUGCCCUGUCACCUAGCCGGAGUGCAGUGGCAUGAUCUCGGCUAACUGCAACCUCCGCCUCCCGGGUUCCAGCAAUUAUCCUGUCUCAGCCUCCCGAAUAGCUGGGACUAUAGGUGUGUGCCACCACACCUGGCUACUUUUCGUAUUUUUAGUAGAGACGGGGUUUCACCAUGUUGGCCAGGCUGAGACGGAGUUUCACCGUGGUCUCAAUCUCCUGACCUCGUGAUCCGCCCGCCUCGUCCUCCCAAAGUGCUGGGAUUACAAGCGUGA
Messenger RNA from Nomascus leucogenys (northern white-cheeked gibbon), 952 nucleotides. It is a transcript of the gene ZNF875, whose product is annotated as zinc finger protein 875. Gene Ontology annotation, biological process: regulation of DNA-templated transcription. Lineage: Eukaryota; Metazoa; Chordata; Mammalia; Primates; Hylobatidae. The record is from RefSeq and is a predicted model, not a curated record.